AUCUGGGGAUGGGUAGUCGUGGAUCCACUGCGGCUCCGGUUCUGAAAAACAUAAUCGGACUCUGGAUUCGGAUUUGUCUCCGCAAUACCGAACGAGUUCGGAGGAGUCGCGUCACCCUCUCCGAUUAGUAGUAGGGUAGCUUGGAAUCGGACCUACCCGAUUCCGAUUCCAUGUUCACAAUCAAUUCCGGAGCCAAUUCCGAUCCCGGAGCCGAUAUCGGAGCCAAUUCCGGAGUUGGAUCCGAAACGUCUAUUCUUACGAGGAUGCCGAAACCGACUCCGAUUUCAAAACCGAUUCUGAUUUCCGAACCAAUUCCGAUUCUGGAGCCCUUCUUCGAUUUCGGAACCAAUUCCGGAUCCAAGUCCGAUUCCAGAGUUGAUUCCGAUUCCAGAUCUGAUUCCGGAAUCGAUUCAGGAAAUCUGGAUUGGAAAAAAUGGGAAUUACCCAUCACUACUUUAUACCUGUCCUGAACCUGUUUUAAGCUUUCUUUCUUGAAGUGUUGUUUCAUCCGAAGUGUCCAAGUCAUGAACCUGACCAAGAUCAAAAUUAAACGGUUGUAAAUUAUUAAAAAAAAAAAUCCGUGGGAUUUCUGUGUUGUAGAAACUUGACAUUUGCAUUCGGCAGAAUUUAUUUUUCGCCAACUGUCAAAACGAAACGUAAACAAAAGCUCGCACAGUGGCAAUAUUUACGCGCUACGUGCGCACUUUUAUUUAUUGAACCCCGGCUGGCCCCGUUAAAAAGUAAGAUAAAGCGUCUUCCAACAUGUUCAUCAAACCGUUCAAGAUCAAGUCCAACAUUCUGGUGACCGGGUCGGAGAAGAAGCGGUUGCGGCAGCGCGUGAUGGCACAGUUUAACCGGCCGGACGAGGAAACGGGCACCGCACCGUCGCCACUGGCCGAACUGUUCGGCAAUCGGGCGAAGGUGUGCACGGUCAAACUCAUCACCUACCACGAGGAACCGGUCACGGUGUACACCAGCGAUAAGCGGCCCAUCUUCUUCGAGCUCAACGGGAAGCUGCUGCCGACCGUGUACACGCUGUGGAGCUGUCCGGAUCUGGUGCCGGCCUUCACUACCCACGCCACCGUGCUGCCGAAGCUGGCCAACGGGGCCGAUCUGAUGAUUCCGGGCGUGGUGAAGAAGGGCACAAACCUGGCGUCCUGGGGACGGCACCAGAAGGACGAUGUGGUGGCGGUAAACUUGACCUCGAAUCGGGCCGCCGUUGGAGUCGGGCUGCUGGCACACUCGAGCAGCGAUCUGUACAUGUGCGGCGGGCAUGGUGUGUGCGUGCGCAUGAUGCACGUGUUCGGUGAUAAGCUGUGGGGCAUGGAACCGUCCGUCUGUCAGCAGGUGCCACUGCACGGGUCGGUCGUGUCGGUGCCGACGGAGUCCGAUUUCCCACCGCUCGGCAGCGAGAAGCCCAAACCGGUGGAGGAAGCGGUGAAGCAAGUCACAAAAUCGCUGGAAAAUGCUGCCCUAACUGCCCAGGAAGAGGAGUCGACCAGUGACGGAGACGCUUCGGACGACGAACCACAGGAGCCGGAAGAGGCGGAAAAGCCCCCCAAUCCCGACGAGCUGAUCAAGGGAGCGCUGCUGAAUGCUCUCAAGCUGCACGGGAAGAAAAUUGCGCUUCCCCUACUCACCAGCACCUUCUACCCGCAGUACGUGCAGCCGGAAAUUCCCGACGGGAUCGAAAUGAAGAAAAGCUCCUACAAGAAGGUGGGCACCUUUUUCAAGCGAAUGGCCGAGGAGGGCCUGCUCGAGAUAAAGGAGGAGAAGAAGGGCAUCGAAAAGGUGACCGCCCUCAACCUGGAACACCCGGCCGUGCUGUCCUUCUAUCCGUACAAGGCGCAGAAAGCGUCAGCCGAUGGGCAGGAUGCGCCGGGCGGACCGGCCUCUUCUGGUGCUUCCAACCCGCUGCUCCUCACGCAGAUGACGGCCAUGUACGCGGUGAGCGAGCGAACGGCCAAGCUGUUCGGCUGCUUCAAUGUAGCGCUCGGCAAGACGCUGGACCAGACGCAGGUGCGCAACUACAUGCGCGAUUACGUCGGGCGCAACAAGCUGAUCAAUCCGUCCACCAAGCUGGUCACGCUGGACGACACGCUGCGGGAUAUUUGCGGCUGCCCCCCGGCGCCGGAGGAGCCGGAGGUGCUGGUGGGGCUGGCCGACCUGACCGAAACGGUGCUGAACUGCAUGACCAGCACGUUCGAGAUGCGCAGCCAGAAGGGAGCGGUCACGAAGGGCGGCAAGCGGGCGAUCAUACACCUGACGACGGCGACGCGCAGCGGCAACAAGAAGGUGACGCUGAUCAGCAACCUGGCGGACUACGGCAUCAAUGUGAACGAUUUCGCGAAGGCGGUGAAGCUGGGCGCCGCCGCCAGCACGACCAUGACGGAGGUGCCCGGCUCGAAGGGCGAGCAGCUGAUGGUGCAGGGCAACCAUAUAAAGUUUGUGUUCGAGCUGCUCACCACCACGUACCAGGUGCCGAAGGCGUGCAUCACCGGGCUGGAGUUUGCCAAGGAGCAGAAAAAGAAGAAGAAAAAGUAAUGCUGGGCGGGGAGGUAAAUUGUGUGCUCGUUGGAGCGGAAAAGGACGAGAAAGAGAUGUCAUUGAAAAGAUAACACAAAUACAAAAAUUCCACACAGCAAUAAAACAAAA
Anopheles gambiae (African malaria mosquito) is the source of this 2655-nucleotide messenger RNA. RefSeq names its product eukaryotic translation initiation factor 2D (gene eIF2D). The record is from RefSeq and is a predicted model, not a curated record. Gene Ontology annotation, molecular function: translation initiation factor activity; RNA binding. Lineage: Eukaryota; Metazoa; Arthropoda; Insecta; Diptera; Culicidae. The transcript has 2 exons. Bases 763 to 2544 code for a protein of 593 amino acids. Gene Ontology annotation, biological process: translational initiation; formation of translation preinitiation complex.